This is a messenger RNA of Rhododendron vialii, 1291 nucleotides long. RefSeq lists its product as uncharacterized. The record is from RefSeq and is a predicted model, not a curated record. NCBI's taxonomy places the organism in Eukaryota, Viridiplantae, Streptophyta, Magnoliopsida, Ericales, Ericaceae. The transcript has a single exon. Gene Ontology annotation, molecular function: hexosyltransferase activity. Gene Ontology annotation, cellular component: Golgi membrane. The coding region runs from base 21 to 992 and encodes 323 amino acids.
UUUCCUGCCUCGAUCGUACAAUGAUGUCCCAAAGGCCAAGUGGACAAUUCAUCGUCUACGGCUGCUUCUUCAUUUUUUUACUUUGCAUCUUCACUUCAAUCAACGAGUUUCGUUUUGAGAGUCUCUCCAAGUUUUGUAGAAUACCCUUCCCGCUAUGUUACACAACACGGUCGAAUUCUUCCAACAUUGAGAAUUCCUCAUCCAAUGACAUCCGAAUCUUUAUGGGAGUCAUAACACUUCCAGCUAAAUAUGGGCGCCGCCAGCUCCUCCGCCUCCUGUACGGCACACAAUCUCCAGUGGGCGCAAAAAUCGAUGUGAAGUUUGUGUUUUGCAACCUGGGGGAAGACAACAAGAGCCUAACGGAGGACCAAAAACUUUUGGUUGCCCUAGAAAUAAUGCGCUACGAUGAUAUCAUAAUACUCAACUGCACAGAGAGCAGAUGGGAGACCGACCACAAGUCUUAUGCGUACUAUACAGCCUUACCGGAUAUGCUAAAUAGCUCUGAUGGUUCAGAUGAUCCUCCGUAUCAUUACGUAGCAAAAGCAGACGAUGACAUCUAUUUUAGGUUGCAACCCCUAGUGGAUUCAUUGGUAAACCAGCCUAGAGAAGACUUUUACUAUGGGUUUGUCAUUCCAUGCGAACGAAUGGACCCUUAUAAGAGACAUAGUUUCAUGUCCGGGAUGGGUUAUUUCAUCUCUUGGGAUAUAGUGGAUUGGAUUAAGAGUUCUGAUAUCCCGAAAAAGUUACCAAUGCAUGGGGCAGAAGAUAAGGUUAUGGGCCGAUGGCUCGAAGAUGGCCGUCGGGGGAAAAAUCGGUAUAAUGCCAAGUGGGCAAUCUACAAUUAUCCAGGGUCGCCAACGAAGUGUGCGCAUGAGUUGGUGCCGGAUACGAUCGCCGUUCACAAUCUGAAGUCAGAAAAGCAGUGGAUUCAUACGAUGACUUAUUUUAAUGUCACUCAAAAUUUGAAACCAUCCAAAUUUUACAGUAUCUGAGCUAGGCCUUAAUUAAUUUGAAACCAUUCAUACCUUAAUGUCGUGGGACCGGGAUUCAAUUGAGCCAGCUUUAGGAAAAAUUAUUUGAUAUCUCAGGCCCCUUUAAUUUUACACCGGCACACCUUGUGUUGGGGCCAAGACAGAGUUUAUGAGCUCCACCGUACCACGAUAUUUUGUGAAAAAAAGGGGCUAGCUGUGGGAGGGGGCAUGCAUGCACGCACUCAAUAAUAUUCACUCUUUGUUCUCUUUCUUUUCUUUCAACUCUAUUUUUCUUUGAGAGGUUCUAAUUAAUUAAGUUG